This is a messenger RNA of Musa acuminata subsp. malaccensis (wild Malaysian banana), 3491 nucleotides long. NCBI's taxonomy places the organism in Eukaryota, Viridiplantae, Streptophyta, Magnoliopsida, Zingiberales, Musaceae. The record is from RefSeq and is a predicted model, not a curated record.
CUUUCGGUCUCUCUCUCUCUCUCUCUCUCUCUCUCAGACACACACAUUUUGGGCCCUGUGAAUUUAGGGCUCAUUAAAGCGCGACGGCCCGUUCGUCAAACAGUUCCUCUGGUCCUCUGCCGACGAUUUCUGUUGAGAUUCAGCCCCCGAGAGAUCGACCAGCGAUGACAGCUUCUGAGGUUUUCGGGCUUCUGAGGGUCGAUCCGUCGGCGUACAUCUGGGUACCGUGAUGAGAGGCUCGUCGCAGAAGGAUCUCGCGGUCUUCGAUUUCAGCGAAGAGGAGGCAGCCGUGGAGGCGGCGGCUGGGAGAUUCACGGCGAAGUUGCAGUCCAGAUUGAGGCCUAGGAUGGACGACACGGUCAACAAGAACCAGUUCCUCGAGGCCUACACGUCAGGCUUGACUUUCAAGGGUGAUGUGACCGACAUCAUAUGUGUAGAUAUGCACGAAAGAGACAAUGACACAGGUUCCUAUGCUAUCGAUGGACCAGAGCAGGGCCUUGCUUUGGGUGAUGAGAAAGCAGAGUUGGAUGAAAUCAUGUCUUCCUCUACAAAAUAUGAUGAGCAUGAUCAGAUUUAUCCAGAUAAUUUUGAAGAUGAAAAUCUAACGAGGAAGGAUACUAAGGCUGUUGGAGAUUCUGUUCUUCAGAACCCUAUAGGCAACAAACAUUUCUUGGACUUUCCUGCUGAUGGGAUGGCAGUUGAUGUGGUUUCUGAAGAUGAAGAAAGCUGGUCCUUGAUGUCUGGAUCUGAAUCAAGUACUGCUUCUGAUACUCCAGAGGAUGAAGGCCAGAUGGAGUGCCCAGAGUUGGAAAAUUGUUAUGCUGCAAUGGGAGAUGUGUUUAACAAUCAGAUGUCAGUCAUGAUCUACCCUGACUAUGUCAUACAUGGGAACACUUUGUAUGGAGAUUCUCAGCUUGUCUUCUCUUCAGAUUGCAUUAAGAUUGAGUGUUCAGAUGCAAGUGGAAGUGAUGAAAAGUUUGCUUCUGAAUGGGCUGUUUCUGAUAUAGUUCAUAUUGAUUGUCGGUGGAGUGGAACUGUAACUACUGCAUUGGUUAAACUUUGCCUUAGAGCAAAUGAUGUGACUAAAAGUGAGAAACAUCAUAAUGUUUCUGAUGUUUUGAAGGUAAUUUUUUCUGUGAACGACAUGUGUUGGUUGGAGAAGGAACACAAGAUUAGAAAUCUGGCAGCAAGAUAUAGAGAUAUAUGGAAUGCAAAUUCUGGAGAUAUGGUGUGGGAAGAUGACUCACUGGAUCCUAGUGCAUUAUUUUCAAGGGACUACUUCACAGAAAAUGCAGAUUCCUUUGAAGAUGUUGUGUACCCUAAAGGCGAUCCUGAUGCUGUUUCUAUAAGUAAAAGAGAUGUUGAUCUAUUACAACCUGAGACAUUCAUCAAUGACACCAUUAUCGACUUCUAUAUCAAGUACUUGAAGAACAAGAUUCAACCUGAUCAGAAGCAUAGGUUUCAUUUCUUUAACAGCUUUUUCUUCCGUAAGCUAGCAGAUCUUGACAAGGACCGGGGUAGUGUCUCAGAAGGCAGAGCAGCUUUCCUGCGUGUCCGUAAAUGGACUCGGAAAGUAAAUAUAUUUGAGAAGGACUACAUAUUCAUACCUGUAAACUUCAACCUGCACUGGAGUUUGCUUAUUGUUUGUCAUCCAGGAGAAGUAGCAAACUUGGAAGAUAAUGAAAUUGAUUCUGACAAAGUGCCUUGUAUAUUACAUAUGGAUUCUAUCAAGGGCAGUCAUAGUGGUCUUAAGAAUAUUAUCCAAAGUUACAUGUGGGAAGAAUGGAAGGAGAGACACCCAGAAACAACUGAAGAUGAUUCUUUGAAAUACUUAAAUUUAAGAUUUGUCUCGCUUGAGUUGCCACAACAGGAGAAUUCAUUUGAUUGUGGUCUCUUUUUACUCCACUAUGUUGAGUUGUUUCUGGAAGAGGCUCCUGUGAGUUUUGACCCAUUCAAAGUCACCAAGUUCUCCAGCUUUCUCAGUGCUGAUUGGUUUCCACCUGCUGAAGCUUCUCUAAAGCGUUCUCUUAUCUGGAAGCUGAUAUAUGAACUUAACAACCCUCCUCAGAAAAUUAAUACUAGCACAUGCAGCAAAGUGCAUCCUUCAUCCUCAGGGUAUCCUGAAAUUAACGUUGAGCAAGAACAUGUAGAACUUCUUUCUGCACACUGCAGCCCAGCCAAAGGAUUAGUGGGUGAUGCAGUAUGUCCUGAUGCUGGAGUUGGAAAUGAAUUUGGACAUCUGGCAUCAUCUUCUGGUACCAAAUGUGAUGAACAAACAAGAUUGAUGAUUCCAGAAUUUCUUGAACCAGGAGAAAAUACAAUGUCUUCACCAAAGCAUGGAGCUGAUGUUCACCAGCAUACUGCAACUUCAUCAAACCUGUUAUUUGUUUCAUGCCCAAUAUUGGAGCAUGUUGAUGGAAGGGAACAUUUAUCUUCCUCUCGCCUGGGGAAAGAAGAUUGUCAGCCACAGGAUGGAAGCCCUAAUGCCCAGUUUUGUAUGAACUCUAUGAAUGUAACUAGUGCCAAUGUAACACCCUGGAGCACUGCAGAUGAAAAGGAUGCAGAUACAGAUCUGGCAUCUGAAUGCAUGAAUUCCAACAGUAUGAAUAUCGAUCAAAGAGAGCAAGAUGAAAAAAUGAGGUUGGCUUCACCAGAGAAUUUUGGUUAUGUUCCAGAGAGCCCUACUUCGUCUCCUAGAGAAAAGCUGGAUGGUUUUGUUAAAGAUUCUCAAGAAAAUGAUGCAUCUAAAGCAGAGGGCACAGAUUGUGAAGGUUCUCUGAGAAUUUGCACCAGGGAGACAGAUUGUCAGAUCAUAGAUGGUGGGGACAUCGACACACACGCUUAUGGGGUCAGUGAUGUUACAGAUUGUAUGGUAAUGGAUGGUAGGGGAACAGUGGAUGGGCAUGAUGAGUGCGUCGAACUUGGCACCCAAGAGAGUGGAGAUGGUGAGGAUUGCCAGGAAACUCGUUCUGAAGCCAGACAGGAUGAUAACCAUCAGGAAACCCACAGCGUGGACAUCAGUAGUGGCGAUGGCAACUGCAAAGUGAAUUUGCCUUCUUCAUUUGAAGAUAUCAUCGUUACUGACGAUGUGAAGCCUUUGGACAAGGAUGAUGUUCAAGUGAUAGGGCGAAUACUAGUGCGGCAGCCACACAAGCGGCGUAAGGUCACGAUCCCUGAAGGAUCUAGAAUGCGCACCCGGAGCUUCACCAGAGAAAGCCAUAAUAAUGGUACAUGACUCUCUCAAUCAAAUAGGUCAUCAUUGGUUUGUUUUGUAGCAACAUGUAAAUAAUUUUGCAAGAUAUGGAAGACUGGAAUUGGUGCUUUAUAGAAGAUGGAAUUUCUGCAGUAACUUCCAUCCAGUAUCCUUGGCUACGUUAAAAAGUAUGUAUCCUUAAUCAAGUUUAACCAGUCACUUGUCAUUCAUUAGUGGAGUGCUUCUGUUCACUAACUCUUUAAUGCAGAUAGUCCCCGAGGAUUUCUUAUAUAGUUAA